CCGGGUGGGCCAGACCGACAUUGGAGACAAUUGUCUCCCAGCUAAAAGGGGUGGUGGGUGGGAUACUGGGUUAGACCGUACGGUUGGCAACGCUGGGAGUGUCUUGCCUGGAUUACCCAACCAACCCCUCUCCUCACGGUCCACGUAUAAUUCCUAGCCACAACACUGAUCACCCUUAUUAUUAUACACGAAAUACGUACUUACAGCAUAUGCAUUGGAAACGUUUCUAUGAUAUUGGUGCUCCGUGACAAGGCCGAGCUGAACGAAUCCACCAGAAAGCUGGUGUUCACCGUGCUGGCAGUGGUGUGUGGUUUUGGCACGCUUACAUUGAUGGCCUUACGUCCGUCCGUGGACGCCGAUGGCGAGGAAAACGAAGUGAACUUACAAAAACCAAUCAGCGUGAUUCCGAAACAAAUGCUGAGGGAUUCGAUGAGGAUGACAAAAGACAUGCUCUUGUUAAGCCCAUUGUUCAUGUUCAUCGGUUUACACGUAUCGUUUUACAGUGAAGUGUACAGUUCAUGCAUCGCGUUCACAAAGUCUUUAGGCACUAACACUAAUCAACUGUUGAUCUAUAUGGGAAUAUUGGCCGGAGUCGGUGAAGCCACAGGUUCUUUGCUAUGCACAGUUUUGGAUAAAAGAUCUGAGAGAUCCAAUUCAAAAUGCAUUGGACUAAGUCGUUCGACCGUGAUAAUUAUCAGUUUUUUCAUCAACAUCGUAGCGUACGGCUUGAUCUUUGUCAAUUUACCAAAUGAUUCUCCAUUCGGCGAUACUUACUCCAAAUCUAUUAUCAAACCUAAUCAAUACAUGGCCAUAUUUUGCGGGUUCCUUUUGGGUUUAGGAGACAGUGGGUUCACCAUGCAAAUAUACAACAUAAUCGGAGUGAAAUACUCGAAUAACAGUACUUCCGUCAUGUCAUUAUUCAUGUUUUUGCAGGCGACGUCAGCAGCCAUUAAUAUCAUGUACAGCAAUCAGUUUGGAAUCUACAUACAACUAAUCAUAUUGGCCAUAGUAAUGACCAUUGCCACUUUAUCGUUUCUCAUAGUAGACAAAUAAAUUACCGUUUACUAGUAUAUUAUAAGAAUAAGAAUGAUGAUAUUUUUAAAUUUACCACACUUUACUCACGUAUAUCGUCAUAUUAUUAUAAAAUACUUAAUGACUGCUUAUAUUUUAAUUAGAUUCUUAUACCCAGCAGAAUAAGAGAGACUACCAAUUAGUAGGCACUUACAUAAAUUCUUAAAAUACGUUCAAGUCUUAACAAAUUCAGUGUAGGUAUCUAUGAAAAGUGUUUUUUUUUCAACCCGCAUAGGUAGGUAUUUGCAGCUCUCCUUCUCCAUUCUUCACUCGCAAUUUGUUUGAGUAGCUUAUAUUUAAAUAGCUCCCAGCUACCGCAUCUUGCUUAAUUUACCCAAUGAAAAAUGUUACAAAACUAAAUUUAAAAUUUAAAAAGAUAUAAUUACCUAAUAAUAUCUAAUAGCCAGUACCUAAGUAAUCAAAAUUUAGAACAAUCAUUUUAUAUUUUGUAUUACUCUUUACAAUCAAAUUGUAAAAACAAAAUUAUAAUAUAUUUCUAUCUAAUAGUUAAUUUAAUUAUUUGUAUCAUACAUGCCACUAUUUUAUAUUAAUUAAUCUGAAUAUUUCGUUUAAAUCAACAUUUACCGUGCCGCCGUGGUAGAUAACAAAAACAAGUUUAAAAACAUAUUAUUCGUAUAAUCUUCUUGUAAUAUUUUUUGCUAUUGAUGGAAAAAUUAAGUACAAUUUAUUAAAAUAUAGUAGUUAAUUAUUAGGUAUGAUAAAGAAUUCGUUGAGUACCUGGCCGGUGUGUACAAUACCUAUCUAUUUGUAUGGAAAGUGUUUCCCGCCUUCCCAGUAUCGUGUGGCAUUCAUAACUGUCACCUAUAAAUUUGUUAUUAAUGUAGAAACCAGUCAGAUUGCGGAUUGAUAAUAUUAUGUUAAGUGUAGUAGGUAGAUAUAAUGUGUACAUCAGAAAUAGUCAGGAUUCUCUGGAAAAAACAGCUGAAGUUGAUUCACAUAUGCUGGCGGGGAGGUAAGCAGAUCAGUAUUAUACAAUGAUAAGGCAUUAGACAAUACACCAUAGUAAUAACUAAUAAGUAAUAAUUAAUAUGACCUACCAAAUGUUUUUGUUACGAUAUUUUGAGCACAGUGACCCUCAGCUCCAGCACACUAGCUUCACUAGCUACUAGCACACUUUGGUCAGUCCAUCCCCUGCCAAAUAGUGAAAUAUCCAACACACAACCAAUUGAAAUCAAAUUUAUAACCAACUUGCUUCAAAAAAUAUUGUUAUGAAAUCUUAGUUUCAAAAAUGUAUAGGUA
This is a messenger RNA of Acyrthosiphon pisum (pea aphid), 2331 nucleotides long. RefSeq names its product UNC93-like protein MFSD11. Bases 229 to 1053 code for a protein of 274 amino acids. NCBI's taxonomy places the organism in Eukaryota, Metazoa, Arthropoda, Insecta, Hemiptera, Aphididae. The transcript has 5 exons. The record is from RefSeq and is a predicted model, not a curated record.